Asparagus officinalis (garden asparagus) is the source of this 1974-nucleotide messenger RNA. RefSeq lists its product as uncharacterized. The record is from RefSeq and is a predicted model, not a curated record. The transcript has 10 exons. Lineage: Eukaryota; Viridiplantae; Streptophyta; Magnoliopsida; Asparagales; Asparagaceae. The coding region runs from base 284 to 1798 and encodes 504 amino acids.
AUCAUCGCCCGCGCCUCCACCUUCGCCGCCGACGAGCCAUCCUCCACCUUCGCCGCCGACGAGCCAUCCUCCGCCUCUGCCUCUUCCGCCUGAAUAAGCGGUUAUUAAAGGGACACGUCCGCUCCCUCUGUUCUUCGAUCUUUGGAGGCAACAGUGAUCAAGAGAUCUCAGGGCUUGACGAAGUUGUCUGGAAACCCAUCACGAAGCAGAUCACGUAGAAUUAUACAGCGCGGGGACCUACAUCGUCAAGUGAGAGAGCGUAGGAGAGAUCUUGAAUCUACUCAUGUUGCUACAUCUGUACCUAUCAUUGGAGAGUUUACUCCAGUCAGAGUGCCUGGAGUUCUACAUUAAUUCCCAUGGUUUCUACCGAACUACUACCAACCAGAGCCUAUAUCUACUCCUUUGCAAAUUUGGCAACCUAGCACCUUUAUGUCAAAUUUGUAUGCGUUGUAGUUGGUUUCUACUUACAGAUGUAGAUGCAAAUCGACAAACGCCUACAAACCUAAAUGAUUUACAGACGACCCCCCUUUCGCAUUCCAUACCUUCUGGACAAUCAUCAGCUGCAUCUACAUCUGCACCGGCAUGUGUUCCAAAACACUCUUUUAAUCUUCGUCCUAGUCGUUCUCGGAAACAUGCGGAGCAACAAGGCGAUGGAGUGCAAUCGCGAUCCUCUGUUCCCACUCGAGGCCCCAAUACUUCCCAUAAGCUUAAGCCCGAUGCUGAAAAAGGUGAGAAGGCAUGGCCUCUGUUCCUCAAUAAUAGGGGUCGCCCCAUUGGUGAUUAUGCUGAGAAAUGGGGAAAGUAUGUGGGGACGGAGAGUCGUGUGUACUGCAAAUAUCCUCUUCAUUUAGAAUGGGGUGAUGAACAUAAUAGGUCGUUUGACGAGUUCUUUAUAAGAUGCCAGAAGGAUUAUGAGUUUCUCCCUAUGGAUCCUAAUCAACCUCUCUCCCAUCAUAUUAUUUAUCGAGGAAUGAAGUCUCAGCUACAGGAGAUGGUUCGCUAUAAUAGGUGUCAGGUAAAACAUGAGUGUUUUGAGGUGUGGAAAAAUACUCCCGAAGCAGAGAGGGAGGCUCUCUGGCUUACUCCGGCGUUUUCUUGGAUUGAUAGAGACUCGUGGACUAAUUUGUGUGCAUAUUAUGAUGCAGAGGACAAGAAGGAGGAGGCACGACGUAAUGCACAGAAUCGAGCGUCAAAUUUGCAUGGUAGAGCAACCGAUACAAGUGGCUCGAGGAAUAUGUGCUGGGCUAUGGAACAAUUGGAGCGGGUCAUCGAGAAGGCAACCUCAUCAGGGGUCGGUUCAACCCCAGAGGACGAUGCACUUUCCUUCACCCAGAUGUUAGAUUCCUUGCACGGAGGGCAUCACGGUUGUUAUGAAAGAGGUUUGGGCAUUGGUGUCACUCGGUCUUAUUUGAGGGCCUCCUCUAUACCAGAAAUCGGCACUUCUAAUCAAGAGCUACGUCGCGAGGUUGCUGAUCUUAGAGCUCGGGUAGCUGAGAUGGACAGUCUCAGGGAGGAGCUUAGGUCUCAGAUGCAUUGGAUUAAUAACAAUAUGGUUAAUUCUUCGGGUGCUUGUCCUGCUCCCACUCCUAAUGAUCCACCAUCAUUUACUCGGCCUGGUCUAAUUCCUCAGCCCGCUGCCGAUAUACGACAUUCUGCUCGUCCUGCUUCAGCUACUAACACUUCUACUUCCAGUACUCAAGGUUUAUCGCAAGAGAACCUUGUUAGGAUAUUUGCAUACUUGAGGCGUUCGGGUUUGUCACAGGAGGACAUUCUUCGAGGAAUUUCUUCUGUUCCUUGACUGGAUUGAUUAGGCCACUUCUAAUUUUAUUUUGGACAUUUGAGACAUUUUGGAUGUUAGAGACACGUAUAUAAUAUUAGAUGCUUUUCAUUGUGAGAUAUUAAGUAAUCAUUGCGUAUGUAUAUGUUUCGUCUCUAAUAUUGAAUAUUGAGUAAUUAUUAAGUAAUCAUUGGAUA